AUGGAAGAGGCACGUUCAGACUAUGUGGCCAUUGAUGGCGGCGGCGUCGUGCUCUUCCUGCGCGUGAAGCGAAGCUUAGGUAAGGGCGUGCUGACCGUGUCGGCUAAUAGAUUACAAAGUAAAGUCCUCAGCCGUUCAUUAACGUCGGAAAACGAUAAGGGAGGCGAACCGUUUUCAGUAGCGGCUGACGGGGGCCCGGCCGAGGCGCAGUUGGAGGAGAUGGCUUCAUACGUGAAUUUCGUGUGGGGCGAAGACGCGGCACUCAUCUCCCCACAAGACGUCCUGCGGAAAACGGAGGCCGACAACUUACCAUCACGGGUAAUGCCUGGAACGACCCGGACCGUCUACAUCUCAAAUAACGACACCUACACCAGCUCAGACGACGAUGGCCCCGCCGCCAGCGCCGGCAGCCGACCCCACCACCUCUCCGGCACCAUCUUCAGAGGCAUCGAAAAUAAAUAUUCGAUACAGGUUACGACCUCG
Iphiclides podalirius (scarce swallowtail) is the source of this 483-nucleotide messenger RNA. NCBI's taxonomy places the organism in Eukaryota, Metazoa, Arthropoda, Insecta, Lepidoptera, Papilionidae. The record is from the annotation of a GenBank genome assembly.